Molecule: messenger RNA, 3098 nt
Organism: Planococcus citri (citrus mealybug)
Lineage: Eukaryota; Metazoa; Arthropoda; Insecta; Hemiptera; Pseudococcidae
Exons: 6
Coding region: 438-1601 (387 amino acids)
Source: RefSeq, a predicted model, not a curated record
CUAAGUCGCGUAUUUUCGUCUCCAUCUAUAUGCACACUUGAUCGUCGUUUUCAGCAAACGAUAGAUUUUUGCUGUUCAUCUAUAAGUACUCGUUUUACUCGUAAUUAGGUAUUGCAUCGGACUUUCGAAUUACUUACCUGCUAGUUUAGUCAAUUUGGACGAUAAAAUAUUCUAUCAAAUUUCGCACUUUUGGUUUAAUUUUUACGAAUAUAAUUUUUGUACGUAGCCUACGUACAAUCGCACUUACGAAAAAAUAUAUAGGUGCAUCAGCUGUAGUAAUAAAAACUGUGUCAUCAUCGUUGUCGUCGUUUUCGCCGCUAGAAUUACUUCGAAUCAAACUUUCACAUUCGAGUGAUCCAACUUUACACUUCGAUAGGUAUUCUGCGCAUUGUUACUCGUUCGUGUGUCUAAAAUUACUUUUCAUUCAGCUUCACUAAAUGAGAGAUAGACUGCAGGUGAAUGUUGUUCAAGUCGAUACGUGUACUGGAAUAAGCCAGCAAUGUCCUCCGCCAACCAUUAAAGUAGAAAAAGUCAACGGAGGCCUGCGACUUUUCGGAGUCGUUAUCGGAAACAAUUGUCAAGUAUCGUUACCAGCAUUCGGCGUGUUGUUUUCUUUCAUCGGAAUAAUAUUAUCGAUUGUGGCAUUUAAAGAACCCGACAUCGACGAAAAUCCGUUGGAGAUUUCAAAUCGAGAAGAAACCGUUCGAAAUAUCCGCAUUCUAGGUCCCGUUUGUUUCGUAGUAGGAGUUUUGAUGAUAAUCCUCGGAGUAACUUUGAAAUAUCUGUCGAGGAAAGCGCAAGACAAAGAAACAAAAAUCGGAUUCUACUGUCCGGUGCACGGCGAUUUUUAUCCGUUGAGUCCGAACAUAAAUCCGAGAAAAUAUUCCUUUUCAGAAAUCGCCCGCACCGAAAACAACAAAUGGUGGUCGUCGUUAGGAUGUUUGAAGAAGAACCACCAAAGUUGCGAGCCUAUAGUUUCGGCCGACAUUCCACCCUGUCCUCAUAGCAUAUCUCCCAGCAAUCGUAGUUCUUUCGACGGCCAACACGUACAUAUCAGCAAUCUAAAUCCCAAUACUAUUAUAAUAACAGCCGCUACAACUCCAGCUGUCAGCUCGAUUCGCGACAGACAUACGAGUACUUGUUGCAGGGAUGCUGCGAGGUCAGGUUCGAUGGCUAGCGACUUGGAUGCGGAGACGACGUUGCAAAAUCAAAGUUACACCUCUACGCGAUCAUUAUCGGUGCCAAACGAUGUAGCCAGCUUUCCGUCUUUCCGCUCGAGGAGCAAUCCACCAACGUCUCCGCCAUCGCCAAUCUACACGCCGGUUGCCUCCACCGCAAAAAGGUUGAGCUGUCCGAUUUUACCGGAAAUUGGUGCCGUGUCUCCGUUGCAAAUUCUGAAACGAAAUAGACCCGCGUCUAUUUUAACGAACCCGAAAACCGAAUUGAAAAUCGUACAGCCAGCCGUCAGCGUCACCACGGUAGCCUCCGUCCCGCAUUCUCCUAGCAAAAGUGCCGACAUGUCUAUUUCUUCCGACGACGAAUCGAAGAAAAGGAAAUCCGUGUCUAUUCUGUUGCCCGACGAUCAAUACGGUGUCAAUUGAACCUACGACUACUGCAUAGUAAUGUAGGGCUACCUAUGUAUCUUAAGUUAUUAUUGUAUCGUAAUGUGGAUACCUAAUGUAAUGUAUAAUUAUGUAUGUACUUAUUCGUUAUUCGUCGACACUAUAAUUUUACGUUAUUAACGUUGGUAUACUCGUAGGUACCUACCUAAUUACUCGUAAGUUUGAAAAUUCAACCAGGUAAAUGUAUUUUGCUACAGGAAGACGUUAUUAGUAGAGGUGAUUGUUCAACAAUUUUUAUUUAAAAAAUUUCACGUUCCCAAUUACGCGUUAAAAAUAUAUGUAUUUAAUUUUUUUCAAACAGGUAUACUUACCUAUUUCUAAAUUUACGUUCUUUCUACGCUCCUUUUUGUCAAUUUUCAGCACUUUUUGAAUGGCGCAACUUUAUCUAAAAAAGCCAAAGAAAGUACGAUGUUUUGACAGAAUCGCCUGUCCUGGAGAUGGUUUCUCUUAAUUGGAUUCAGCGAAUCACUUUUCUUUAUGAUUUAACCAAAUUGGUUUUGCUACCCUAAAAUCUCAAAAUUUUUCAAAAAAAAUCUAGUUUGAAGAAUGAAAUUUUGAGAAGCCGUCGGCCGAGCAAAAUAUAAUUUCGGUUUUGAAUUUAGCGAGUUUAUCAACUAUCUGGAAAUUACGCACUUUUUGGUGAAUAUUUGCUCAGUUUUUCAAAAUAUACCUAAUUUUUUAUUUAGAAUUUUCAUCGGAUAAGAAAAGGAAUAAUUAUUUGAAAUUCGGUUACCUAAAUGGUUCAAAAAAGAUGAGGUAAUUUGACUAGUUGAAAUAGUUGAAUCGAUUAAGGCGACGAAAACAAUCUACUGAACUAGGUCUUCGCAGGUGAAAAAAAAAGGAAUCAACAGACAUUUCGCCCUUGAAAUCAAAACCUCCACCUACAUUGCGAAGUUGAAAGUAAUAAUUUUUUGCACACGGUAACCUGAAAUAAAAGUCUCGGCUGAAUUUGGUAAAAAUCCUGCGAUAUUUUCUGCUCGCGAUCCACAUUGCUGCACCUUCUUUUGAAAAAUUUUGCUCAGAUUUUAGGUACGGUUUAUCAAAGAGUAGGGGGAGAGGGGAGGGCGUUGAAGAGUACUGCUAAGCUAUCACACAGCCACAAAUGCGCGAAACGAUUUGUACCUACUCGACACUCGUACGUAUGGUACUCGUACAUCUGUUGCCUUAUUAUACUCGUAUUAUAUACCGAAGUAGCCUUCGUUUGUGACGUGUGAACACUGAGCAUACGCGUACGUACUCGUAUUUGUAUUUUUGAAAUGUGCCAAUAAUAGGUAUGUAAUUCGCGAUGUUUUAGCGCAGAUACGUAAUAUAAGUACAUAUACGUGAGUCUUUGUACGAAUAUAGACGUGAUAAGUAUUCAUAAAUUACCUCUACGAACGUAGUCUAGAUACUAUACCUGUCUCACGAAGUAUGUGAGUGUGGGACAUGUGGGUGUACGCGUCAACUUUUAUCAAUAAAGAAUUACUUAAUUCGCAA